GUCCGUUCUUUGUAGCGGUGACAACCCCCUUCUCGCGUGCCAAGUCGGGCCGGAGUCCGCAGACUCCGCCCGGUGCGCCAUGGGCCAAAGUCUGGACGUCCUGUCCACCUGCGACGGCGCUGCUGCCACCGAGGGGCCAAAAGCCACCAGACCCCGCGGCGCCAACCCCCCCGCAGGCAAUGCCAGUGCCACCUGGGACGAGGACGUGGUGGCGGUGUGUAGUGCUCUGGAGGAAGGGGUCACCACCGUGGUGGCUUCCGCAAACCGCGGCGGAGCUCGCAUCAGCGACGAGGUCUUGUUGAACCACGAGCUCCUGCAGUAUGCGCGUCAGGGCAACCUGCGGGGCGUGAGCGAGGCCCUGGACAAGGGGGCCUGGACAGAGACCCGGCGCCCGCUGGUGAUGAAGCCUCAGAAGCCGGAGAAUGCGCGGAAGAGUGGCCUGGACGACACCGUGAACCUGGGCAUGACUCCCAUCAUGUUCGCGUCCCAAAAGGGCUCCCUGGACUGCGUGAAGCGUCUCAUCCAAGCGCGGGCGGAGGUCAACGCCGUGGAGGAGGAUGGGUGGAGCGCCCUGCACUUCGCCUCGAAAGAGGGCCAGCUACAGGUGUGCAAGAGCCUCCUGAACGCAAGGGCCGAUGCAGAGUUGAAGAAUAUCGAUGACCACACCCCGUUCGACGUGGCGGAGGAUGCUCACUUUAACCUGAGCCUCCGCAGCCUGCUCCAGGCGUAGCGUUGGCUUUGGCUCUGAGGCAAAAAGUGGGAAAGGGGAGUCCUUUCGAAAGUCCA
Messenger RNA from Effrenium voratum, 786 nucleotides. The record is from the annotation of a GenBank genome assembly. NCBI's taxonomy places the organism in Eukaryota, Dinophyceae, Suessiales, Symbiodiniaceae.